AUGGCAGCUAAGCUCCGAUUUAAUUGCACAAACAACAUGGCCGAAUACAAAGCUUGUAUUGUUGGUUUGAAAAUGGCCGUCGACAUGAAUGUUUACGAGUUGUUGGUUAUUGGAGAUUCAGACCUUCUGAUUCAUCAAGUUCAAGGAAAAUGGGCCGUGAAGAACCCGAAGAUUAUACCUUACGUACAGUAUGUACAGAAGUUAUACAGAAGGUUUCGUAAGAUCGAGUUCAGACAUACUCCCAGAAUACAGAAUGAAUUGGCCGAUGCUAUUGCCACCAUCUCUUUGAUGAUUAAACAUCCGGAUACAGAAUAUAUAGAUCCUCUGGAUAUAGAGUUGAAAGAAGAUCCAGUCCAUUGUUUCCAUGUCGAAGCAGAACCAGACGGCUUGCAUUGA
Messenger RNA from Solanum pennellii, 396 nucleotides. RefSeq lists its product as uncharacterized. The transcript has a single exon. Bases 1 to 396 code for a protein of 131 amino acids. Lineage: Eukaryota; Viridiplantae; Streptophyta; Magnoliopsida; Solanales; Solanaceae. The record is from RefSeq and is a predicted model, not a curated record. Gene Ontology annotation, molecular function: RNA-DNA hybrid ribonuclease activity; nucleic acid binding.